GUUGACAGAGCCGUGGGCCGGUGCGCGAGCUCCGCUGUGACGACAGAAUUGACUUCGAUUUGCGGCAACUUGGUGAGGGAAAAAAACACUUAAAGGACAGCUUGUGACGCUCGGCUGUGGAGGUUCUCCGGCCCCCCGUGGUGCACAAGACAGUCUGGACAAAAAUCAUCCUGGUGUACGAGAAAGCGUGAAAACUUCAGGAGACAAGCUGGACGGAGCGCAGUCGAGGGAGGAGGGCGAAUGCCCGGCAUUCGUCCUGAGGCACCGAGUGUGCAACAGCACCAGCACCAGCAGUAGCACAAACGACUCUAUCUCAGACAGCCAGGACACCAUGAGCCCGGGCAGCUCGGAGUCAGACUGCACACAGAGCGAGAUCACAGACAUUAAAAGAACGGAGCACCAUGAAGGAGACGACAGGACGGAGGCAGAGGAGGAGGAGGAGGAGGAGGAGGAGACGACUACAAGCUCAGACGAAGGCUUUAUGGGGAUGACGCCACUGCUUCAGGCACACCACGCUAUGGAGAAGGUGGAGGAGUUUGUCCAUAAGGUGUGGGAGGGCCGGUGGCGAGUCAUCCCCCACGACGUGCUGCCCGAUUGGCUGAAGGAUAACGACUAUCUCGUGCACGGACACAGGCCACCCAUGCCGUCCUUCAGAGCGUGUUUCAAGAGCAUCUUCAGAAUCCACACAGAGACGGGCAACAUCUGGACACACCUUCUCGGUUGUCUGUUCUUCCUGUGUCUGGGGAUCGUGUACAUGUUCAGACCCAACAUGUCGUUCGUGGCACCGUUUCAGGAGAAGAUCGUGAUUGGCGCGUUUUUCUUAGGAGCCAUCCUCUGCCUGUCGUUCUCCUGGCUCUUCCACACAGUGUACUGCCACUCGGAGGGCGUCUCUCGGAUGUUCUCAAAGUUGGAUUACUCGGGUAUCGCGUUCCUGAUCAUGGGUAGCUUUGUGCCGUGGCUGUACUACUCGUUCUACUGCUCGCCUCAGCCCUGCGUCGUUUACCUGAUCGUGGUGUGUGUCCUGGGCCUCGCCGCCAUCACCGUCUCCCAGUGUGACUUCUUCGCCACUCCGCAGUACCGAGGAGUAAGAGCAGGAGUGUUCGUGGGCCUGGGCCUGAGCGGCGUCGUCCCCACGUUACACUUUGUAAUCUCCGAGGGCUUCCUCAGGGCCACCACAAUUGGUCAGAUGGGCUGGCUGUUUCUCAUGGCCACACUGUACAUCACCGGAGCCUGCCUUUACGCCGCGCGCAUCCCUGAAAGAUUCUUCCCCGGCAAAUGUGACAUUUGGUUCCACUCGCACCAGCUGUUCCACAUCUUAGUGGUGGCGGGAGCGUUCGUGCACUUCCACGGCGUGUCCAACCUGCAGGAGCUCCGCUACACGGUGGGAGGCGGCUGUACCGACGACACGCUGUGAGACCGCGGCCACACCACCAGUGGGAGACUGAGCUCUCCUUUUAUUAUAACCACCACCACCAGUAAUGCCUCCACCUCUCUCAAUCUGUCUCGCUCCACUACCGAGGGCUGAACAAGAGUUUUUUUUUUUCCUCGUUUGUUUUUUUCCCCCCCCUGUUCCCUUUUUUUUCUCUCUCUCUCUCUCUUUCUCUCUCUCUCUCUCUCUCUCUCUCUCUCUCUCUCCUGCCCUCUUGAAUAAAAACAAUCCUGAUGCGAUUCAGUGGAGCUCCAGGGUGGACCGAUUCGGAUAGACUGAUUUACAGAGUUGCUUUUGAGAUCUGUCAACCUUUGACUUUGUGCUGUUUGCAUAUUAACUGGGUUUGAGGGGUUAAAAAAGAAAAAAAGGAUUGUUGUGAAAUUUUGCCUUUGAAGGUACAAAUGGUUUUAACUGUUAUACAUGUUGUUAUUGUUAAUGUAAAUAAGAUUUCUAAACUGGGGUUAUAGAUUUUUACAAAUGUUUAAUAAUAUUAAUAACAAUAAUGUAAUAGUAUUGUUAAUCGAACGGAGAGGAAAAGAAUGAAAAGAUGCAAAAUUCGUGCAUCGAUUUAGGAUCUUGGAUUCAGCGAAUUAACUGUGCACUUCUGAACCAAAAACGAGAAAAAGGGUGAAAAUGAGAACCAUGACUAAAGGACCAGAGAGAAAUAUGAUUUCAGACAGAGCUGAACGAAGCAAUAUUUGCUGCUUCACAUAAAAAAAAAAGUGCACAGGCAGGUGUUUUCCUCCAGAGUGUGUAUUCUAUGGAGCGCUGAGUCAGCAGAAGUCCAGAAGAAGCCAUCGAGAGAGUUUUUCUGGCAAAGCCAUAAAAUCUUAACAGGUGCCAGGUCCAAGAGCUGGCCUUAAGGUAUCGUUUUCAGGCUCUGUUUUCACACAAGGAAUUGCUGCACCCCGGAUCACACUUUUUGAUCCGUUUUAGUGGAAUGCUGAAGAAGAUCCCGGCAUGCAGAGAUGCAAAGAUGCUGAGAUGCGCGUUUACACACGUUUUCUUUUCUUGUUAUGAUUUGCUGCUUAUUUUUGCUUCAUUUUCAUUUCUGCAGUAUGUGUCCAGCCAGGAUCGAUCCUUUUUUUCUUUUUGCAUAUAAUAAUGCAGGAAAAAGCUUUAAUUUUGGUUUAAGCUUUUUUGCUCGCCUUUUCCAGAGGGCUUAUGGAUCACGUGUUAUAGAUCCAUGAAGGCAUCACACUGUGUUUCAUCUAUCUAAGAGUAUUGCUACGGUAUGGGCCGGACUGCUCACGUUAACGUGAAGCAAACCCUGCCUCCAUAUGACCUUUUUUUUCUUUCUUUCUUUCUUUCUUUACAAGAUCGAGGGCCGUAACGGAGGCACAGCCACCGUCCCUUUUAAUAAUAAUAAUAAAAAAGAAACCGCUGCCUUACACAUCAGGUUGUGUUGAAAAGAGUCGACUCGGGGAUCAGCGUCAGUGUCUCAGAACUUAAGUACAGGAGAACCCUGUAGACUGCGCACUCAUCCAUCUGUAAAAGACUGAGUGUUAUCAGUGCAAACUGUCGACUGCCGCACGCCCCGAAUUCACCACCAACACAAGGCCUUGAUUCACUGCAUAAUAUGUUUAAUUCAUUUUCUAUGAUUGAUUUCUUUUUCUUUUAUUUUUGGUUAGUAUUCUUUUUAAUAUUAAUUUAUUAAAGUGUGAGAGAUCCAUACUAUUUCUCGUUAAAGCACACAAAAUUCCGAGUAUCUGCAGUAGAACCUUUGUAUCUGCUGUAUUGUUCUAAUAAAAUGCUUUUGAAUUCUGA
Molecule: messenger RNA, 3196 nt
Organism: Clarias gariepinus (North African catfish)
Lineage: Eukaryota; Metazoa; Chordata; Actinopteri; Siluriformes; Clariidae
Gene: adipor2
Product: adiponectin receptor 2
Exons: 8
Coding region: 332-1414 (360 amino acids)
Biological process (GO): adiponectin-activated signaling pathway
Cellular component (GO): plasma membrane
Molecular function (GO): signaling receptor activity
Source: RefSeq, a predicted model, not a curated record